UCCAGGGAAACGCGCUUGCGGACGGAGCGCCAGAGAAGCGGAGGCGCAUCCAGGGGUCCAGCGGCGUCCAGUGGCGUCCAGUGGAGUCCGACUGUCAUGAGUGACCGCUGAGGGGAGCGAGGCGCUAGGAGACCGAGGAACGACUGUGGAGAGCAGCCAUGCCCCUGGUGAAGAGAAGCAUCAAACCGAGGCACCUGUGCCGAGGGGCCCUUCCCGACAGGGUGACCAGCGAACUCGAGUGCGUCACCAACAGCACUCUAGCAGCCAUCAUCAAGCAGCUGGGCAGCCUGAGCAAGCAUGCAGAGGACAUCUUCGGGGAGCUGUUCAUUGAGGCCAACAGCUUCUACAUGCGUAUGAACAGCCUGCAGGAGAGGGUGGACCUGUUGGCCGUUAAGGUCACCCAGCUAGACUCCACUGUGGAGGAAGUCUCUCUUCAAGACAUCAACAUGAGGAAAGCCUUCAAGAGUUCCACCAUCCAGGACCAGGAAGUGGUCUCCCGGACCUCCAUCCCAAACCCUGUGAUGGAGAUGUACCACCAAUGCGACAAGCCCCCGCCCCUCAAUAUUCUCACUCCGUACAGAGACGACAAGAAGGACGGACUGAAGUUCUACACAGAUCCCUCCUACUUCUUCAACCUGUGGAAGGAGAAGAUGCUGCAGGCAACAGAGAACAAGCGGAAGGAGAAGAGGAGGCAGAAGGAGCAGAAGUUGGUGGAGGACCCGAGCCGUGAGGUGAAGAAGGUACGCAAGGCGCGGAACCGGCGUCAGGAGUGGAACAUAAUGGCCUACGACAAGGAGCUCCGCCCAGAUGCCCGUCUGACCCCGUCGCCCUACCAUGGCAUGUCCUCCGAAAGCUCGCUGUCGCCUGACAACAGGUCCAUGAUGUCAGAUGUGGGAGAGCACUCAUACCCUGCCAGCCCCAGCCACCCCUUCCAGCAGGUCACUGGCUCCACUUCCUACACCACAGCUGAUGGCAAGGAACUCCUGGCCGCCCCCUGCCACACCCAGUCGCUGGACCGUGCGUACCGUGUCCCGGCCACCGCCGCUGCCGGCCGACAGAACUCCCUGGGCCGCCCGCAGCCCCCCUACACCCCUCCCGGUGCCGACUCCGCUGCCAAUGGUCCGCACUCUCAGCCUGUCAAGGAAUACAGUGACUAUGACCGUGUGUGGUUCUGCAGUGCGCAGCAGAUGCCGGAGUACUUUGUACCACCGGUGCCACCCGCACCCCCUCCGCUCAUCCCCUCUGCCCAGACGGCCUUCGACAGCCCCGCCGCUCCACCCACCCUUCCAUCCUACACGGCGGCCGCCGUGUCUCGGCCCUACUGCCCCUCUCCUCCCCCCGCCCCACCCUCCGGCUACAACCCCUCUCUGUGCCACCCUGCUGCUGGGGGCCCCCCGGUGGCACCCCCUCCACCUCCACCUGGUCCCCUGGCCCACAUCAUGUCCCCAGCCCGUGUCAUGACCCCCGCCAGCAGCGAAGUGCCACCAAAGAAGGGCCAGGUGCCGGUGAUCCCCAUGAGCGAUGCCCGCAGCGACCUGCUUGCUGCCAUCCGCAGAGGGAUCCAGCUGCGCAAGGUUCAAGAGCAGCGGGAUCAGGAGGCCAGGAAGGAGCCUGUGGGAAACGAUGUGGCCACCAUCCUGUCCCGCCGCAUCGCCGUGGAGUACAGCGAGUCGGACGACGACUCGGAGCUCGAGGAAAACGAGUGGUCGGACUGACGCGGGGCACCUGAAGGAUGUAGGCGUGCGGAAUCGCACGCUCCUGCGCUCACUGGGAGGGGCUGUGGCUUCGCGUCUUUCGCCUGCUGGACGGACAGUGACAUUGCGGCAGGGCUCCGUUGCACCGCAUCGACUACGGUGUACCUCGUCGUCUCGGUCGCUGCUUCGGCCAGCCCGGCGUGUUAAAAACACACGCUCGACAUAACAUAGUUCUGCCGUCACUGGUUAGGGGACAAGUGGAGCUUAAGUGUGAGUGUUAAGUGCGAGAGCGAAAUGACCACAGCUGUCUGCCUGUCCGUCCGUCCGUCCGUCCAUCCGUCUGUCUCUGGCGUCCAGCAGAGCCCCAACCCCCACGUGACCCCAGGGACUCGGGCCUCGCUCUAAGAGCCGCUGUUGUUCUGCCAGGGUGGCGUAAGCACUCUUCGGGCGAACGCUGCCUUCACCUCUCUAUUUCUGCAACAUCCACAUGCUUUAUUAGUCUUCGUCAUUUGGUGAAGUACACUGACCCGCCACAUUCGUAAACAAACGAGGAUUCCUGUGAUGCACGGGGGGGUGGGGGGGUUUCAGUCAAAGUGCACAGAGGUGUCAGAUGCACUUGAGCAGGGAGGCCGCAGUCAGAAAGGGCUUCUCUCGAUGUUCUCGAAAUACAGAGAGACACACCAGACCUCGAGACCUUCGACCUGUGAACAGCUGGUACUUUCCUGGUUUUUUUUCCCUGCAUUAUCUCUGAGGGUUUUCUGCAGCUUCUUGAAUGAUGUGUGUAAUGAGUGAAGGGACUGACAGCUGUGGUUCGGUUCGCACGCUUCAGCAGGGGUGUUUGCAAAUUCGUCUCGAGGUUUUACCAAGUGUGGGCAGGCAAUAUGGGAUUUGCAGUGAACGGAAAAACUUGCUGUAACGGGAACGCGUGUAACAGUAUUCCGAACUUUAUUUCGGCAUCCUUCUUCCCAGUUUAUUAUAACUACCAUAUAGUACCAUAUAGUACAAGUUAGACAAUGUUAUUUAUCUGGCUGGGAAAGUUCUCCACUCCAUGUGUCUCAUUACCGCCGGUGAGAAGCGCCAUUCAAAGCACUGCAGCAUUUCUUCCUUCGGGACCGAGGUUAAAGUGCAUUUCGCAGUUCAAUAUAAGACAUUAUGUGUGUUUAAAAACGAUACGUCUCUGUCGUGCACAUGGAUCCCCUUGGAGAGCACAUGUACCCUGUAGCAACAGUGAUGAGCUCUUGUGUUCUUGUUUUGGACAUUUUUUUUCACAUCUCUUGUACUCCACGGUAUUGUGUCAUUUGAAAUGCAGUGUCCCUUUCGCUUGCCACUUUACCUCGUUCUUCUGUGGUACUAGUUGACAAGUGGCUCCUUUACUGGCCUUCAGAUCUUCUGCAGAUUUGCAGCGAUGCAGUUUUGUAAAUUCUGGUGCUUCAUUGCGUGAAAGACCAAACCCUGUGAAUUUUUCCUCAUAUUUCUUAUAGUCAUCACACAGUUGCCUAUUUGCCAAUAAUGCAAACAUUUGUAGGUUCAAUACGCGUGUGUGUGUGUGUGUGUGUGUGUGUGUGUGUGUGCGCGCGCGUUUGUGGGUUUCUGCGCCUGUGUGUGACUUCCACUGAUUUCAGUUUUUUUUAGCACUAGGCCAUUAGCACAUUUUCUUCUCUAGCCGUUGACAAGAGUGGUUCAGUCGUGCUGGGAUUGUUCCUUUGCUGUCGUUGAUUUAAAUGUGUGCCACAAGCAGCUGAGAAAGGAGGAACUGCCAUCACUGGACAGACACAGAAACAAGUAAAAGGGCUGGGGGACGGCCCGCGGUGUGUACAAACUUUUAAAAUAACUAGUGGAUAGUGUUUUGUACUGAUCUUUCUUUUUAAAUAUCUUUGGGCAUCGGUAUAUGGAACAUAUCUGUACCUGUGGCACAAUAUAGUGAACAUAUGCAUGUAUUAAUAGCUAAUAAAAUGAGAGAAAUGCCUUUGAAACGUGGUAUUUUCUGCUUUCUACAUGUAAGUGAUGAACCGGACCGAGGAGUGUGUGCGUCUGUAUCCUGAAAAACCCUCCGCAUCAUAGUUGAUCGUGAUGUCAAAGCAGAAGAACCCAAGAGCAACUGAGGGAUUAACCUGGGAAUUCUGGACUUGCCCUAAAUUGUAGAAUUCGUUCGUUCGUUCGUUCGUUCGUUCGUUCAUUCUUUCAUUCAUUCCAACUGUGGCCAGCUAAAGCAUUGUCUGAAUGUAAAACGGCACAUUUUUACAUUUUGGGCACUUAUUCUCAUGCUUUUACUGUCAUUGUGACAAGGACUUGCGGGCUGCGAGUUCCACCUUGUGUGUUCAUGUCCAGCUGUUUCUGCACUGCCGUUGCUGACAGUCCAACGGCGCCACAGAGCAGUGGCCAACGACAGCCGCUGUUCCCCCAACGAGGCCUUGACCGAUGCAGACGGCGGCCUCCGAGCGUCAUCCUGGCUCUCGUGUCGCUUCACUUUGCCGUGCUGAGCAUCUCCCUGGGGCCUGUUUCAGGAGCGUCGCCACUUACUCAGCUCGUAAGGAGAUGAGAGCCAAAGUUGGACAAAAACCGCUUCCAUCCCUCCCUUGCCUUGGAAACCAUCCAAACUGUCGCGAUGAGUUCAGCUCGGUUCUUCGGCGCUUCCGUCCGUCCACGGACCGAACGCUCGCAAACACGACAUACGUACUUUCGGCCGUGCUCGGUGCGUAUGCUUCAAUUCAGCCUUUACUGCGGAAAACAGAACGGGAGAGACAAACGAAAUCGCUGAAAACAAUGCCCACGAAGGCUCGCUUGCCGAACACGCUGACGUGGUGCGUCGCAGCUGCAAGUGGGAGCGAUGAGAUCGGCGCCCAAUCGCUGUGCCCUUUGCAUAUUGUUCCAGUAUUCACUCUGGUUUCUUGUACAGUCCAAAGACACGUGGUGAUUGUGAAUUGCACCAUGUUGUGUGUAUGUUUGUGUCCGUGUGUGUGUGUGUGUCUCU
This is a messenger RNA of Scleropages formosus (Asian bonytongue), 4665 nucleotides long. RefSeq names its product wiskott-Aldrich syndrome protein family member 3-like. Gene Ontology annotation, cellular component: cytoskeleton; SCAR complex. The coding region runs from base 159 to 1715 and encodes 518 amino acids. Gene Ontology annotation, biological process: positive regulation of Arp2/3 complex-mediated actin nucleation; actin cytoskeleton organization. The record is from RefSeq and is a predicted model, not a curated record. The transcript has 9 exons. Gene Ontology annotation, molecular function: actin binding; Arp2/3 complex binding; protein kinase A regulatory subunit binding. Lineage: Eukaryota; Metazoa; Chordata; Actinopteri; Osteoglossiformes; Osteoglossidae.